Messenger RNA from Trypanosoma theileri, 2421 nucleotides. RefSeq lists its product as uncharacterized. Bases 1 to 2421 code for a protein of 806 amino acids. Gene Ontology annotation, cellular component: centrosome; ciliary basal body. Lineage: Eukaryota; Euglenozoa; Kinetoplastea; Trypanosomatida; Trypanosomatidae. The transcript has a single exon. Gene Ontology annotation, biological process: epithelial cilium movement involved in determination of left/right asymmetry. The record is from RefSeq and is a predicted model, not a curated record.
AUGAAAAAGGUGCUAGGGAUUAUGUUUCCUUUAUCGUCAGCAUCUCAAGAUACAGCAGAGGGUGGGACAAUGUCAUUAAAACAUCUAUCUACCCCUACGGCUUCUAAAGCUUUAAACUCUGCAACUGUUGAUGCUCUUUCCGUCUCAGAAUUACGUGCUGGUAUGCAACAGUUUCUUCGCUCAAGUGGAGCAUUAGGUUCACUAAAGACACAACUUCGCAGCGUAAUUGUGUCUGAAUUAUUAAAACGUCAGGGACCAUCACCUAGGGUAUCAGGCUCAACAGCACCAAAUGAAGAAAGAAAUGAUGAAACUGAUAAUCGAGAAAAUGAUGCAUGGACAGAGCGACUUGUUGAUGCACUUGUGGAGAAUCAUCUACGUCACACAGGUCGCUCAUUCUCUCUCGCUAUUUUUAGCACAGAAGCAGAUGUCUCUUUUGGUACUGCUGGUGAUGAUGCAUUAGCAGGACUACUUCAUAUAAACAAUUUUUCUUCACCUUUGGGUUCACGACGUGGUUCAAGUCUUUUACAGAAUGUUGUGGAGUCACAUCUGAGACAUGUGGGGGAUCUAGAGGGACGCUCAGCGGCGUACACUGUUGGGACCCAGACAGAUGAUGCUCUUGAUCCUUCUGCCUCCUCCUCACCUAUACCGCUUGAGCAACGUCUUGCUGCCGUAGAUGCGAAGUAUGCACUUUGCUUUGCACGCCUUGGGCAAUCCACACGCGAAGAGAUGGACCGCCGUCUUGCCGCCCAUCGCGAGGAGUUGCGUCUGCAGAUGGAAGCGGAGUACCAACAGCGUGUGCGUGUGUUUGAGCGGGAGCAACUGACCGCAGCCCGGCGGGAGGCGGAGGAGCACUACGCGGUGUUGCUGGAGCACAAGUUGGUGGAGGCGCGGGCGACGGCCUCAGCGGCGGUGGAGGCGGCAGCGGCAGAGCGGCGGCGACUGGCGGAGGCGCGGGCGGCGGUGGAAGCGGCGGGGGCGACGGCCGCAGCGGCAGCGGCGGGACUCCGCCGGGAACUCGACGAGGCCCUCGCAGCCGCAGAGGCGGCGGGGCGACGAGAGCGGACGGCGCGGGAGGAGGCGCGGGGACUCGCAGCGCGGCUCCAGCGGGCGGAGGAACUCAGCGCCGUUCGGCUCGCAGAGGGUGAAGCCGCGCGUGGGCGGGAGUGGCGCCGCGUGGAGGACCUUAGACGUCUGCAGGCCGAACACGCCGCAGAGUUGCUGCUUAAGGAUGAAGAGAUUGGUCGUCUUCGUCUGCGGCUCAAGACACUCGUAGCCGCACAUAGCGCAGGUGACAAGGACACACUGAGUGAGGCACUUGAAAGGGCAAUGGAGAUACAAAAACGUGUCGCGGGAGCUACCCAACUCGCACCCCAUACAGAUCAACAAGACCGAGAAGCCAUGUGGAACUCAGCUUGGUAUUCUACAGUCCCAAUGCAAUCAACGGAUGAGAGUAGACUGAGACCUCCAAGGGAGACUACAUAUAGAGAAGAGACUCCAUCUGCAAUGCCAGGUGGUCCCCAAAUGAGAGUAGUAGAAAAAGAAAAAAAGGAUGAUGUCGUACCCGAGAAUAUUUCACCUUCCUUAAACCCCACUCCUCAGAUGGUCAUCGAUGUUACAGAGUCUUUACCUCAGGUAAGUAACUCUUUUGAUACUGCUGGAAAAAUUCCAUCUGCUGUGGAAAAUGAAAUAGAGACAAAUGUUAAACUAGAAGGGGAAAAAGAAUCAAAGAGUGAAAAUAGUAGUAGGAAGAGCAGUAUUAGUGAUCAUAUGAAGAUUGAUAGUCAAGAGACUUCAAAAAAAGACAAAUCCCCUUCCUCUGACUUAUCAGGGGCCGAAUCAAAAGAAAAAAAUGUGACCAGAGAGAAUGACAAAACACCCGUUCGAUCUGUAGCAACAACAACAUCAUCAUCAUCAUCAUCAUCAUCAUCAUCAUCAAAGGCGUCAGUAAAAUCAUCAUCCUCGCCUACAGCGCAAUCAUCUACCUCUUCAUUACGAAGUGAAGGGGGAAAGAAUACAGUGACAACAACUGCAACAUCAACAGCAGAAACAGUAACAGAAGAUACUACUACUGCUGCUGCCGCCGCCGCUGCUGCGUCUCUUAUCGCGCAACAGGAAUCGUUACAUUCUGAAGAAGCGCAAGCACGUAGUAUUAUUGUACAAGAGGAAGAUUCUUCCCGUCGUGGUAUCACGUGGGCCGCAAAGUCACAGCAUAACGUCCUAUUGCAGCGUGAGAAGGCUGAAAAAGAGGAAUCUAAUAACAAUGACAUACUCGGUGUACCGUCGUUAGGAGCCUAUAUGUCUUCGGCUCAUCAGCAACAAUUUGCAGGGGGCGGUUUAGACACACUAUACUCAGAAGAUGACAGUAGCAGCAGCAAUGGUAUUCUCUUUGGUCGUAGGGGGAGUAGUGAAGAGUCCUUCUAA